GCGCGCAGCCCCGGCCAUGGAGCCCCUCCGGGGAGGCGGCCCGACGCGGCGCCACCUGCCCGCCCGCUAGACCGCCACAGCCCCGGGACUCUGGCCGCACCCCCGGCCGACUGAGGAUGCAGCCGGCCCUCCUCCUCGUCCUCCUUCUGGGAGGCGCUCUGGCCCACCCGGAACGGAUCACUUUCUCAAGCGCUGCCUGUACAAACCCCCCAGCAGUGCUCUUGGAAGUGCAGGGCACCUUACAGAGGCCCCUGAGCCGGGACAGCCGCAGCUCCCCUGCCAACUGCACCUGGCUCAUUCCAGGGAGCAAGGAGCAGACAGUCACUGUCAGGUUCCAAAAACUGCACUUGGCCUGCGGCUCAGAGCGUUUAGUCCUGCGCUCUUCUGUGCAACCACUCAUCUCCUUGUGCGAGGCGCCCGCCAGUCCUCUGCAGCUGCCAGGAAGCAAUGUCACCAUCAGCUACAGCUACAUAGGGGGCAGGGCUCCCAUGGGCCAGGGCUUCCUGCUCUCCUACAGCCAAGACUGGCUCAUGUGCCUGCAGGAAGAGUUCCAGUGCCUGAACCACCGCUGCGUGCCCGCCGCCCAGCGCUGCGACGGUGUGGACGCCUGCGGAGAUGGCUCUGAUGAGGUCGGCUGCAGCUCAGACCCCUUCCCCGACCUGACCCCAUCGCCUGGCCCCCAGCCGCCCUGCAAUCACACCCUGGAAGACUUCUACGGGGUCUUCUCCUCACCUGGAUACACACACCUGUCCUCAGCCCGCCACCCACAGUCCUGCGUCUGGCUGCUAGACCCCCACGAUGGCCGGCGCUUGGCUGUGCGCUUCACGACCCUGGACCUGGGCUAUGAGGACUCAGUCCACGUGUAUGAUGGCCCCGGGCCUCCUGAAUCGUCCCGGCUGCUGCGCUCCCUCACCCACUUCAGCAAUGGCAAGGCUGUCACGGUGGAGACACUGUCCGGCCAGGCCACCGUUGCCUACCACACGGUUGCUUGGAGCAGCGGCCGGGGCUUCAAUGCCACCUACCACGUGCGGGGCUACUGCUUGCCCUGGGACCGGCCCUGCGGCUUGGGCUCCGGCCUGGGGGCGGGCGAGGGGCUGGGUGAGCGCUGCUACAGCGAGGCUCAGCGCUGCGACGGCUCCUGGGACUGCGCUGACGGCACGGAUGAGGAGAACUGCCCCAGCUGCCCAGCCGGGCACUUCCCCUGCGGGCCCGUCGGCACCCCCAGCGCCACAGCCUGCUACCUACCUGCCGACCGCUGCAACUACCAGACCUUCUGCGCCGAUGGGGCCGACGAGCGCCGCUGCCGCCACUGCCAGCCCGGCAACUUCCGCUGUCGGGACGAGAAGUGCGUGUACGAGACGUGGGUGUGCGACGGGCAGCCCGACUGUGCCGACGGCAGUGACGAGUGGGACUGCUCCUAUGCCCUGCCCCGCAAGGUCAUCACGGCUGCCGUCAUCGGCAGCCUGGUGUGCGGCUUGCUGCUGGUCAUUGCCUUGGGCUGCACCUGCAAGCUCUACGCCAUCCGCACCCAGGAGUACAGCAUCUUCGCCCCCCUCUCCCGGAUGGAGGCCGAGAUUGUGCAGCAGCAGGCACCACCCUCCUACGGGCAGCUCAUUGCCCAGGGUGCCAUCCCACCUGUGGAGGACUUCCCUACGGAGAACCCGAAUGACAACUCGGUGCUGGGCAACCUACGUUCUCUGCUGCAGAUCUUGCGCCAGGACAUGACCCCAGGGACGCCCUCGGGUGCCCGCCGCCGCCAGCGAGGCCGCUCAGUGCGUCGUCUGGUGCGUCGCCUCCGCCGCUGGGGCCUGCUUCCCCGGACAAACCCCCCAACCCGCACCCCUGAGGCCAGAUCCCAGGCCACACCUUCUGCCACUCCUCCUGAGGCCCCAGAGGGCAGCUCGGAUGCAGCCAGGGAGGGUGGGGCAGUGGGUGGGCAGGAUGGGGAGCAGGCACCCCCACUGCCUGUCAAGGCUUCCCUGCCAUCUGCAGGCAUGUCACCAACCCCCGCCACUGUCCCGGAGGCCCCUGGGCCUGUGCCCUCGGUGCCCCUGGAGCCAUCACUGCUGUCCGGAGUGGUGCAGGCUCUGCGAGGCCGCUUGCUCCCCAGCCUGCGGCCCCCAGGACCAACCAGAAACCCUCCUGGACCCCACACCACAGUCCUGCCCCCAGAGGACGAGGAUGAUGUGCUGCUGGUGCCACUGGCUGAGCCUGGUGUCUGGGUAGUAGAAGCUGAAGAUGAGCCGCUGCUCGCCUGAGGGGCCCUGGCUCCCCCAGGAAGCCUCCCUUUAGAGGCAGCUCAGUUUCCACCACCUCCUGGGUCCCUUGUCGGAGAGGCCUGGCUGGGCCUCCCGUUAACCCUGUGUAACUGCUGUGUAGGCUGGGUCCUUCAGGCAAGGAGAGGGAAGGGCACUCAGCCAGCAGCUGUGGUCUCUCCGUCUGCCCACACCACCACCGUUGUUUCAGAAGUAAACUUCUUAUUAAAGGGUCAUGGGCCUGGACACUCCACCCUUGCCAAACCCUCACCCCAAAGUGCCCUUAAGCACCAGAAUGCCAACUGGCUGCAGACCUCUCACCCUCAAGGGCCAGUGGGACAGCCCUAAAGGCUCACCAACCACGACCCCUCUUGUAGGGUCUGGCUCUUGCAAAGAGCACAGCAAAUGCUUUUGUCCCGUCAUCAGGAAAUCCAAGUUGAAAAUAAAGGAACCAGACAUCUGA
Molecule: messenger RNA, 2718 nt
Organism: Erinaceus europaeus (western European hedgehog)
Lineage: Eukaryota; Metazoa; Chordata; Mammalia; Eulipotyphla; Erinaceidae
Gene: LRP10
Product: LDL receptor related protein 10
Exons: 7
Coding region: 117-2258 (713 amino acids)
Cellular component (GO): plasma membrane
Molecular function (GO): protein binding
Source: RefSeq, a predicted model, not a curated record